This is a messenger RNA of Triplophysa rosa, 1512 nucleotides long. Its product is annotated as carboxypeptidase N subunit 2. Gene Ontology annotation, molecular function: protein binding. NCBI's taxonomy places the organism in Eukaryota, Metazoa, Chordata, Actinopteri, Cypriniformes, Nemacheilidae. Bases 1 to 1512 code for a protein of 503 amino acids. The transcript has a single exon. The record is from RefSeq and is a predicted model, not a curated record.
AUGACAAGACACCAUGCUGUUGCUUUACUCUUCCUCAUGCAACUCUACUAUGGUGAAAAUUGUCCUGAAGAAUGCCAGUGCUUCUCAGCUGCAAAGGUCAUUUGUUCGGAGGACAAGAUGAGAGUUUUACCUAACAUCUCUACACAAGUGAAAGAAUUGAUUGUUGUGGCAUCUGGGGUCACACAUUUGGAAAUAAGUUCUUUUAGAGAAAACCUCAAACUUACUAAACUGGUCAUUCUCAACCGUCGCUUAAAAGAGGUUUCAUGCAAGGCUUUUGACCACCUGGUUGAGCUACAGGAGCUUGAAAUCAGUGGAAACGAUCAUUUGUUUACCUUUGAAGUGCAGACCUUCAAUAAGUUGACUAACCUUACAAGGCUUUUUCUCAACAACAAUAUGAUCAGUGUUCUCUACAGUGUAAUGUUUGACUCUUUACAAAAACUGGAAACAUUGCAGUUGAGGGGGAAUAACUUAUCAUAUUUGCCCAAUCUACUCUUUCGAAAUAUGCACAAACUUCAGGAACUUGACCUGUCUUUCAACCGCAUAAGCUUUCUGUCCAGUGAUGUUUUUCAGAACAACUCUCUCUUAAGAGUGUUUUCAAUGCAGGGAAACAUGAUCACAGAACUUCCACUAGAAAUCUUUGCACAUCUGAAUAGUUUGGAAGAAUUAAAUUUCCAAAACAAUAACAUAGCUAAUCUGGAACAUGGAAUGUUCCCAACCAGUCUCCGGAAACUCAUCCUUAAAAAGAAUAAACUGGUCCAACUUUCCUCUGGGGUUUUUCACAAACUACAACUGCUUUCAUAUCUGGACUUAUCUCAGAAUCAUCUCUCGGAGCUACCUAUGGACCUCUUUCACAAUCUCAUAUCACUGAAAAAUCUGGACCUGUCGGAGAACCAGAUUGUUUCAUUACCUAGUACUGUCUUCAAAGGACUUUUCGGUGUAAGAACAAUCAAUUUGCAUAAAAAUAACCUGAGCAUGCUAGAAGAGAGCUUGUUAAGGGAUCAGCAAGUAAUGGAAAAGUUGUACUUAUCCAUGAACAACCUGCAAAAUAUACCAAAUGGCUUCUUCGAUUACCUUGAUUUUCAAUGCAUAGUUCAACUCCAUGGGAAUCCCUGGCGCUGUGACUGUGAAAUACACUAUUUCUUUGACUGGCUGAGGUAUAACAACAACGUGAAAGAUUUGAUUAGAAUUUACUGCAAUUACCCUGAAUUUAUUAGAGGCCACAGUCUGGUCUCUAUGGACAAGGAAAUGCUUGUGUGUUUGAAAAAUGUAAGUUCUGAGUUCUCGACUGCCCCUAUUGCCCAAAGUGUUUGUAAGAUACCCUUUAAUAAUUACAACACAAAUCAGUGCUCCCUUCAAGAACUUAAAGGUGCAACAUCUAUCCAGUGUAAAGUCACUAAAUGCACCAGCUUGAAGUUUCAGGCUGUUUUUGAACCCACUAAUGGAAAUGAAUCAGAACAUAUAGUGAGCACAGAAUGGUCAGCACCCGGAGGAUGCUUUAAUGGGACCCUUUAG